Ilex paraguariensis (yerba mate) is the source of this 504-nucleotide messenger RNA. The record is from the annotation of a GenBank genome assembly. NCBI's taxonomy places the organism in Eukaryota, Viridiplantae, Streptophyta, Magnoliopsida, Aquifoliales, Aquifoliaceae.
AUGCCUAUUGUAAUGUUUCACAUUGCUACUUCCAGCUCUGGAAAAUUGGAGUUGUUGAAGAGUUUGGGAGCAGAUUUAGCCAUUGAUUACAAUAAGGAGAACUUUGAAGAUCUGCCAGAGAAAUUCGAUGUGGUAUAUGAUGCCGUUGGGCAGUGCGAUAAGGCGGUGAAGGCAGUGAAAGAAGGCGGAAGCGUGGUGGCAAUAAUCGGUGCAGUCACUCCACCUGCUUUCAUAUUUGUAGUUACAUCAAAUGGAUCUGUCUUAGAGAAACUAAACCCUUUCUUGGAGAGUGGCAAGGUGAAGGCAGUGAUAGACCCUAAAGGCCCAUUCCCAUUCUCUCAGACCAUUGAAGCAUUUUCUCAUCUUCAGACUGGCAGAGCUAUUGGUAAAGUGGUGAUAUAUCCAAUCCCACAAGAGACGAGAAGGAGAAGGGGCCGGAAUCACUUAGUUAUUAAGCAGUACUACUCCUUUUAUUUGUAUUACAAGGCCAAGAUGUUAUGUUAA